This is a messenger RNA of Girardinichthys multiradiatus, 2621 nucleotides long. It is a transcript of the gene fezf1, whose product is annotated as FEZ family zinc finger 1. Gene Ontology annotation, cellular component: nucleus. NCBI's taxonomy places the organism in Eukaryota, Metazoa, Chordata, Actinopteri, Cyprinodontiformes, Goodeidae. The coding region runs from base 1266 to 2621 and encodes 451 amino acids. The transcript has 4 exons. The record is from RefSeq and is a predicted model, not a curated record.
UUUUACGCAGGGUAGAAGGAGCACAUCCACUGUUACAGCAAAAAAAAAAUCUGUCAUGCUUCUGGGAUAAAAAUAAAGUGGCAAUCAAGAAUUUCAUGAACAAAAGAGAAAAGUUAAUCAAUUUAUCUUGAGAGAAACGUGUACAUAAAAUAUGUAGCAAAUUUCUGAAAUCUGUCAUUUCAACAUUCUGUAGGAUUUGUUUAAAUUGCUGUUAUUAGAAUAACUAAUGACGAUUAAUAUCGUUGGCUCUAAACAAGUGUCCUCAUAUAUACAUACAUACAUAUAUAUAUAUAUAUAUAUAUAUAUAUAUAUAUAUACUGAAACAACUGAAGCGCAAACGGAAAGAAGAAAUUAACAAGACUCGUUGGUGAAGCGGCCUCGAUUAUGACCGAAGCCUAAUACUAUACUGCUACUACUAAUAAUAAUAAAGGUAGUAUUGUGUGUUGAUUGCAAUUAUAACUUUUGGUCCCCUCGUUAUUUUCUGCGCUUUGUGUUUGCCUGAUUUUUCAGUCAUUUUCUUACUCCUCCUUCUUGUUUCUGCGGGGAAAUCUGUGGAUCUUCCUCGGUGGCAGGAUGGGAGGGUUGCGGUCGGUCUCAACUUGCUCGCUUUUAGGAAUUUGUCAAAGCCUAAACUGUACGUAGAAACGUCAUCUGUGUGGCGGACUGGGGGAUAAAAAGUUGUUUUGUUUGCAGCUCCUCAUCUUCCAGUAAAAGGCGGCGCAGAAACUGGGAUUCGAAGUCGUCACAGAUCGCUUUGAAAUCCAUUUUGAUGGCCCGGGUCCACGCGCUCCCAGCUUUGUGUCACGCCUGAACUCGCGCGCGUGAAGAGUCCUGAUGUGAUAUGAAAGUAGACAGCUCGUGACCUCGCGACCACAAACAUAUUAAAAUGAUGUCACGCGCAGCCACAAGUGGACCUGGGAUUUAACAAGUUCCCUCCAGUUGAGCAGGAGUUGUGCCAACCUCCUCCUCCUUAUCCUGGGGAGACACGGAAUUCAGAAUCGACGAAGAAGAAUUGAGCAAAUGAUCUACUUUUUCCCUGUACUCCCUGGACGGUAACGAUCAGCAGGUCUCGGCUCUCCGCACGCAGCCAUCGAGCGAGGUGCGGCCGCUGGCUUUGCCAUCAUUAAGCGUGAAAACAGAGGCGGUGAUUAGGAGGGGGCUUCCCUGGCAGAAGAUGCCCUUUCCUGUGGGCCGGUGAGGAGCAGCCGACCCCUCGCUUCUUCCCACUACUUUGUUGUUGUUGUAUUUGCGCGGUUGAUGCGAACAUGAUGGACGGUUCUUUCUGCCGCCCAGCGGGGAUCCUUGGCUCCCCCCCGACCCCCGGGAGCCAGCCCGCGGGCUCAGACAUGCUGACGUCCGGCGGCGGCGGCACCAAGCCCCUCGCCUUCUCCAUCGACCGGAUUAUGGCCAGGACACCGGAGCCCAGGUCGAUACCGCUCCCCACCUGGUUCCAGUCCGCUCCCAUGGGGAAACCCGACAUGUGUCCGUCCUCACUGCACUGCAUGAUCCCGCUUGUGCCGCUCGGGUAUGAGGCGGGCCACCGACUCAGCAUCAGCGGGCUGGAUCCGGGCCAUUUGGACGGCUCUCACCUCCCGGCUCCCGUUGACAUUUUGGGGUUCGGGUUGAACUACCGGACCCAGCAGGAGGACUCCGUUGUGAGCCAAAGCAGCGGCCAGUACAAACUUUUCAGACCGCGGGUGGUGAACCAGUCUUCGCUCUCCACCGUGGGCACCAUGUGCUACCUGAACUGCGCUGGGGACGGAGGGGCCUGCGCCCCGUCGGCCGGCCUGGUCAACCUGCACCCGAUGGCCUCGUACCUCCUCACCGCCCGACACAAAGCCCUCAUAGCGGAGAAGAGCAAGCAGCAAGUGGGGGAGCGCUUCUCGGUGUCCGGGGUGCAGGCCUUCAAACAACUUUCUUCCAGUCAGAUCCAACACUACAUGAAGGAAAGGGACCAAAUGCUCACGGACAAGAUGUUUAAAGGCUCCCCGGCGGCGGCAGGAGCCGCCCGGCUAAACGGAUCCUGUUCCGGCAGCAAGCCCAAAGUGUUCAUCUGUGAGGUCUGCGGAAAGGUGUUUAACGCGCACUACAACCUGACCCGCCACAUGCCCGUGCACACCGGCGCGCGGCCCUUCAUCUGUAAAGUUUGCGGGAAAGGGUUCCGUCAGGCCAGCACUCUGUGCCGACACAAGAUCAUCCACACCCAGGAAAAACCUCACAAGUGUAACCAGUGUGGGAAAGCCUUCAACCGGAGCUCCACGCUCAACACGCACACACGGAUCCACGCGGGAUACAAACCCUUCGUGUGCGAGUUCUGUGGGAAAGGAUUCCACCAGAAAGGAAACUACAAGAACCAUAAGUUGACGCAUAGCGGGGAGAAGCAGUACAAGUGCUCCAUCUGUAACAAGGCCUUCCACCAGAUCUACAACUUGACAUUUCACAUGCACACACACAAUGACAAGAAGCCAUUCACCUGCACAACCUGUGGCAAAGGCUUCUGCCGCAACUUUGACUUGAAGAAGCACAUCAGGAAGCUACAUGAGAACAGCUUUUCUGCAGUGUCAGAGGCCUUGAGACCCGGCUGCGGCGCCGUCGCCCCUGCAGGCCUGAAAUACCUUUAA